GUAGGCCCAACGCGCCUCGUCUGUGAGAGGAACAGAAACUAAAAAGGCUCCGCGUCUCACAUGACACAAGCCAAUACAGGAAGCGCCCGGGGGCAGCUAUCAGCGGCGGAAAACAACAACCGUCACCAUACGAACUCAUCCAGCCGAACAAAAAUGACCUUGUGCCGCACAGGAAGCCAUUGACGUUCAAGAUUAAAACAAACUCCGUGGAAAGUCGACGAUGGAGGUGAAAGGAGCGCUCGGCGUCGCUCUUCUGUUUGUCGUUUCCCUAAUAACGCAGGUAAAUUGCCAAGAGGCUGUUUUGCACAUCUCAAAUGGAAGUUUGUAUCGGGAUUACUGCCUCGUCUACAAUCACUCCUGGACUCCUCUUGAAGACACACUCGUUAAAGCUCCGACGUACAAGCUGGUGAAUCUGACGUCCACUGUGCUGUGUGACACCUCAGGAGUCCGACUAGAGGCGGUAAAGGGCAAAGCUCUGGUGGUGAUGAGGGGGCAAUGCAAUUUCAGCCAGAAGGCUAUUGUCGCCCAAAAACUUGGCGCUAAGGCGCUGCUUAUUGCGAGCAACACAACACUGAUCACUCCAUCAGCCAACGAGUCUGAGUAUCCAAAGGUCCACAUUCCUCUGGCUCUCAUGAGGUACAUGGACUUCCUGACCGCCGAGCGUGUGUUUGGCGAAGGAAUGGAAGUGAAGCUGUACGCGCCGCAGUACUCCAAGAUUGAUCCGAACAUCGCCGUCCUGCUGCUGAUCGCUAUAGCAACGGUGGCUUUGGGCGGCUUAUGGAGUGGAGCUUGUGAACGCGAGCGACUGAAGAGCUACGCUGCCGGAGGAGGAGCAGAAGAACACAAAACGGACAGCAGCAGAGUCCUCUACUCCCCCCUCAGCAUCAUCAUCUUCGUCAUCGUGAUGUGCGGGAUGCUGGUGCUCAUGUACUUCUUCUACAACGUUCUCGUUUACAUCAUUAUUGUCAUCUUCUGCUUCGCCACCGCCUCGGCACUGUUCAGCUGCCUGGAUGCGGUGCUGGACUUAAUCCGUUGUGGCACUUUAAGCUUUUCUGUGCGUAACAAGAGCUUCUCAGUGAGGUCCAUCCUGCUGGCUUCUGUGUGCAUUAGCGUCGCUGUGAUCUGGGGAGUGUACAGAAAUGAAGACAGGUGGAUCUGGAUCCUGCAGAACUUGCUUGGUAUUGCUUUUUGCCUCAACUUCAUGAAGACCAUCACACUGUCCAAUUUCAAGAUCUGUGUGAUCCUGCUGACUCUCCUCCUGCUCUAUGAUGUCUUCUUUGUGUUCAUAACGCCUUUCUUCACAAAGAAUGGAGUCAGCAUCAUGGUGCAGGUUGCGCUCGGCCCCGACGCGUCUGGGGAGAAGACACAAGGUAACAUGGUGGAGAUCCCCGCUGAACCCCAGCCUCCUUCUGAGAAAAUACCUGUGGUGAUGCGUGUCCCGCGGUUCUCAGCUUGGGCUCAGAACCUGUGUGGGCUGCAGUUCUCCAUCCUGGGUUACGGAGAUAUCAUUGUCCCAGGCCUCCUGGUGGCCUAUUGCAGCAGGUUUGACGUUUGGAUCAACAGCAGGAAGAAAGUCUACUUCAUCAGCUGCGGUUUUGCCUAUCUCCUGGGACUGGUGCUGACCUUUGCAGUGAUGCUGCUGUCGGGGAUGGGCCAGCCCGCCCUGCUCUACCUGGUGCCUUUCACCUUGAUAACCUCCGCCGUGGUUGCGGGCUGCAGGGGGGAGAUGAGGCAGUUCUGGACGGGAACAACAUACGAGCAGGUUUUGGAUUCACCCAGGGAACCUUUGCUACCAGAGGGAAGAACUGACCGGGCCGUAGGGGAAAGCUGCUGAGCUCCGACUCCUGGAUUCACUUUUUUUGUCUUUCUUUUUUUUUUUUUUACAAUGGUUGUUUUUAUUUUUUUAUUUCACAUUUGCAUUGCAAGGGAACACAUCAUGCCUAUUCUGACUUUUCUGACAACUUAGAAUCACUUUCACUGACUUGAUCGGGAGCUUGGGAACUACUGGAUCGAGGCAGAGGAGAUGUUGGAGUAUUUGAAACGUCUUGUAGUGCCUGAGAGGUCUGUUAUGUUCACUAGCAGAAAUCAGCGAUGACUCUGCCUCGGCGGUAAACGAAAUUAGAAAGCACUUUAUAGAAUCUGACUUGACAGGAAGAGAGGGGUUUAAAUAACGUCUACCUGCAGAAUAAUAUAAGUUUGAUAACUGGGUUUUCUGUAUAAUCUUUUUUGUAAGAUAUGACUUUUUUUUUUUUUUUUUGCCUUAUAAUAAAGAAACUACUUAAUAUUC
This is a messenger RNA of Xiphophorus hellerii (green swordtail), 2287 nucleotides long. It is a transcript of the gene sppl2a, whose product is annotated as signal peptide peptidase like 2A. NCBI's taxonomy places the organism in Eukaryota, Metazoa, Chordata, Actinopteri, Cyprinodontiformes, Poeciliidae. Gene Ontology annotation, biological process: membrane protein proteolysis. Gene Ontology annotation, cellular component: lysosomal membrane; lumenal side of endoplasmic reticulum membrane; Golgi-associated vesicle membrane. The transcript is spliced from 17 exons. The coding region runs from base 221 to 1834 and encodes 537 amino acids. Gene Ontology annotation, molecular function: aspartic endopeptidase activity, intramembrane cleaving. The record is from RefSeq and is a predicted model, not a curated record.